Molecule: messenger RNA, 1315 nt
Organism: Alligator mississippiensis (American alligator)
Lineage: Eukaryota; Metazoa; Chordata; Crocodylia; Alligatoridae
Gene: YIPF5
Product: Yip1 domain family member 5
Exons: 6
Coding region: 117-887 (256 amino acids)
Biological process (GO): regulation of ER to Golgi vesicle-mediated transport; vesicle fusion with Golgi apparatus; endoplasmic reticulum to Golgi vesicle-mediated transport
Cellular component (GO): membrane; trans-Golgi network
Source: RefSeq, a predicted model, not a curated record
CUCAGCGCGCAUGUUCCCGGAAGUGCUCACCGUUUGACCCGGAAGUGCUCGCGUUGAUUCGUGACACGUCGCACCGGCAGCGUGAGGGGAGGAGGGGCCGCCAGGUAUUUUUUGCAAUGUCUGGGUUUGAUGGCUUCAAUACGGAUUUCUACCAAACCAGCUACAGCAUCGACGACCAGACACAGGCCUACGAUUACAGCGGGAGCGGAGGAGCCUACAACAAACAAUAUAGUGAUUAUGAGUACUCUCAACAAAGUGGAUUUGUCCCUCCAGAGAUGAUGCAGCAACAGCAACCUUACACAGGGCAGAUUUACCAGCCAACACAAACAUACACUCCAACUACAGCACAGUCAUUCUAUGGAAGCAAUUUUGAGGAUGAACCCCCACUGCUAGAAGAAUUAGGGAUUAAUUUCGACCACAUCUGGCAGAAGACGCUAACGGUACUACACCCAUUAAAAGUAGCAGAUGGCAGCAUCAUGAAUGAGACUGAUUUGGCAGGACCAAUGGUCUUCUGUCUAGCAUUUGGAGCCACAUUAUUGCUGGCCGGUAAAAUUCAGUUUGGGUAUGUGUAUGGAAUUAGUGCAAUUGGAUGUUUAGGAAUGUUUUGCCUCCUGAACUUAAUGAGUAUGACGGGCGUCUCAUUUGGCUGUGUUGCCAGUGUCCUGGGAUACUGUCUCCUUCCUAUGAUCCUGCUUUCAAGUUUUGCAGUUGUGUUUUCUUUGCAGGGGAUGAUGGGAGUUAUUCUCACUGCUGGAAUUAUUGGAUGGUGCAGUUUUUCUGCUUCCAAAAUCUUCAUUUCUGCCUUAGCAAUGGAAGGACAACAGCUUCUAGUAGCAUAUCCCUGUGCUUUAUUAUAUGGAGUUUUUGCCCUUAUUUCUGUGUUUUGAAUCGACUAUCCUGGCUAUCGGACUUUGAUGAGCCAAACUGAGAACACCACCUUGGAACACGUAAUUGGACCAACAUAUAGCUACGCUGUUGCUGUCAUGCAAACUUAACUCCUGAAUAGCCUGGAGCAGAGGAAACAAAUGCGUCUUGUGUUCACUUUUAUAGGACUUUUGAAUACUCUUUUGAAUUGACCUGCAGUGUCUGUAGCUUUAUAAGUGUUCAUGCGUAUACAGUUAUAAAUGUAGUAUUUCUUUUCCAUUCCUACAUCCUUUAGCAAAGUAAUUUUUGUUUGGUCUUUUUUGUUUGUUCAGUUCUUGGAGGGAGGGGUUGCAGUUAUGACAUAACAGAUAAGUUUUUAUUGGCAAAAGUAAAGAAAACUAUAGACAUUGUAGGUUCUUUUUUGAAUAAAACUGCAGUGAUUAAAACCUCA